Apodemus sylvaticus (European woodmouse) is the source of this 4253-nucleotide messenger RNA. It is a transcript of the gene Tgs1, whose product is annotated as trimethylguanosine synthase 1. Bases 214 to 2772 code for a protein of 852 amino acids. Gene Ontology annotation, biological process: 7-methylguanosine RNA capping; 7-methylguanosine cap hypermethylation. Lineage: Eukaryota; Metazoa; Chordata; Mammalia; Rodentia; Muridae. Gene Ontology annotation, cellular component: nucleus. The record is from RefSeq and is a predicted model, not a curated record. The transcript is spliced from 13 exons. Gene Ontology annotation, molecular function: RNA cap trimethylguanosine synthase activity.
GCCCGAGCCGCAUUGGGUGUAGGACCGCCGGUCGCCCCGCCCCUUCCGGUAGCCGCAGUAGCUGCUUCCGGUGGCGCGCCUGGCGGGCUCCGGGCUCGAGCGUCCCCAGGCGCGUUCCGCUCCUCUGCCCGCGCGAGUUACGCCUUUCCGUGUCCAGCAGCAGAGCGGAGGCCGGGCCCCGUCGCGGACACCAGUGCGAGCCCGGGUAACGGAAUGUGUUGCGAGAAGUGGAACCACGUGGCCGAAAUGCUGCUCUUCAUUGAAGACCGCGAGGAGGAGUCCAAGAUCCAUUGCCUCUGCUCCCGGGCGUUUGUGGAGGAUCGGAAGUUGUACAACUUGGGAUUAAAAGGCUACUAUGUCAAAAGCAGUGGCAAUAAUGCAGGAGACCAACUUACAGAAGAGGAGGAAGAUGGUCAUUCCAUUGGCACUGCAGAAUCACAUAGCCCAGAUGAAAGUGACCUUGAUUCUGAGGCCAAACUCAUGAGAAGUAUGGGCUUACCAAUUCAGUUUGGUAGAAUGUCUACACAUGAGACUUUUGAGGUGUCUAUGAAUGCAAGAAAUAAAGCUAAAAUGAAGCAGAAAAGAAGAAAACACCGAAAGCGGUAUUUAGAUGAAAUGGUGCAGGAAUCCUGGAGAAAUUACUGUGAAGAAGAUGACCUUGUAGUUUCAGAUGAUCCAUCCUUAGUUGAACACUGUGAGAACAACAGAACAUGUGAAAUUCAAAGCAAAACAGAUACUGAAACAGAAAAUCUUUCUGUUGAAAAUACACUGGCACCAAAGUUAGAGGUCUCAGAGAAUUGGGAAAAGUACUGGAAUGAAUAUGGAGAAGGGCUGUUGUGGCAAAGCUGGCAGGAAAAAUAUCCAGAGCAGACACUGUCUUCUGAGCCUUGGAAUCUUCCUGAUACAAAGGAAGAAUGGGAGCAACAUUACAGUCAGCUUUAUUGGUAUUAUUUGGAACAGUUUCAGUAUUGGGAAGCUCAGGGUUGGACUUUUGCUUCCUCACAAAACUGUGAUAAAGAUGUUUGCCCUUCUCACACAGAGGUUGACCAGAAUGCUGAGAGCAGUCUGAAAGCAGAUGUAACGACUUCAUCUUCACCUAACAUAGUUGGGGAUGAAAGCCCUGGCUCAAAUGAUAAUGACCACAAUGAAAUUAUUACUGGGAUUAAUAACAUAACUCUGAGUGCAGAGGAAGUAGAUCAGAGCCAGUUAGAUUCCUCUGAACCCUGGAACCAGCCACUCAGUGAAGUCAUUGCAAAAGAGUGCCCUGCCUCUGGAGGAAGUGACUCCUGUAAUGGAAUGCCCAAGGAAAGUGACAUGUCUGAGAACAGAAGCUCAGACCAACCAGCUCAAGAGUUGCAGGAGUCUUCAGGAACAGUCGCAGGUAAACAUAGAGCACACCAUGCCGGGGCUGAUGGAAGCGAGAGCGAGGAUGACCCACCUGAGCAGAAGCCCAGCAAAGUGAGGAGAAGCCAUGAAUUGGACAUUGAGGAAAACCCAGAUUCAGAGGUCGAUGACAAUGGUUUCCUUCUAGGAUUCAAGCAUGGCUCAGGACAAAAAUAUGGUGGAAUUCCAAAUUUCAGUCGUCGACAAGUCAGGUAUCUAGAGAAGAAUGUGAAAUACAAGUCAAAGUACCUGGAUAUGCGCAAGCAGAUGACUGUGAAGAACACGCACAUCCGGUUCCCGGAGGAGUCAGGGAAACCCUUUGUUAGGAAGAGUAAAGUACGGAGUAAGGUAGAAAAAUUCCUAAAAUGGGUUAACAAACAAGUAGAUGAGGAGACAUCACAGGAAUCUCUUUCUCAAAACAAAAUGCAAGACAGUUGCACAAGCAGUGACUCAGAGGAACAAGACAUGCCCUUGGAGAAAGCUGACGACCUGGUGGAGACCAGAGAUCCAGAACCUGAACAGUGUCAGACCAUCUCUUCAGCCAGUGAACUUGAGGCAGAAAAGAGUGAAGGAGUCUCCUUAGUAGCAACUGUUCCGGAGAACUGUUCAGUAGAAGAAAUACCAAACUCUCCCCAUGCAGAAACAGAAGUAGAAAUAAAGAAGAAAAAGAAGAAGAAGAAAAACAAGAACAAAAAGAUAAAUGGUCUACCACCUGAAAUAGCUUCUGUUCCAGAGUUGGCAAAAUACUGGGCCCAGAGGUACAGGCUCUUCUCUCGCUUUGAUGAUGGGGUCAAAUUGGACAAAGAGGGCUGGUUUUCAGUCACUCCUGAGAGGAUUGCUGAGCACAUUGCUGGCCGUGUCAGUCAGUCCUUCAACUGUGACAUCAUAGUCGAUGCCUUCUGUGGAGUUGGAGGAAAUACCAUUCAGUUUGCCUUAACCGGGAAAAGAGUGAUUGCCAUUGAUAUCGACCCUGUUAAAAUUGAUCUUGCUCGGAAUAAUGCUGAAGUUUAUGGGAUAGCAGAUAAGAUAGAGUUUAUCUGUGGUGAUUUCCUGCUCUUGGCUCCGUGUUUAAAAGCCGAUGUUGUGUUCCUAAGCCCACCUUGGGGGGGCCCAGAUUAUGCUACUGCAGAGACCUUUGACAUUAGAACGAUGAUGUCUCCUGAUGGCUUUGAAAUUUUCAGGCUUUCUCAGAAGAUCACUAAUAAUAUUGUUUAUUUUCUUCCAAAAAAUGCUGAUAUUGACCAGGUGGCAUCCUUGGCUGGGCUUGGAGGGCAAGUGGAAAUAGAACAGAAUUUUCUUAACAAAAAGUUAAAGACAAUCACUGCAUAUUUUGGUGACCUGAUCAGAAGACCAGCACUUCCGAAGACCACUUCUGAAGCAGAAGUGUGAUGCUGUAAAGCACAGAGCAUGUGGAGUGAGGAUGGCCAACAUGAGAGAGAGAGAGACAGGAGCGAGGCCUUCCUAGGUUCCUGGAUACUGGGUGCACAUGUAAUAUGGAAACCUCUGAGUUGUAAAGAAUGCUAAUGAAUUGGUUUGAGAUCUUCGGGUAAUAUUAACUGAUCUGUGUUGUACACAUUAAAACGUCAUCAGGGCAAGGUGGUAGCAGGUACCUGCAGUCCCAGCACUUCAAAAGAUCAUGAGUUCAAGUUCACGCUGUGCUUCCUAACAAAUCAAAGCUGGCCUGAGCUACAUGAGAUCUUGCCUCAAAAAAAAAAAAAUCAUAGAGUCUAGGCGUGUCCCUGUGCUUAAAUUAAGUGCAUCUUUAUAUGUGUAUGUUUUCAUUCUUUAAUUGUUUUAGCCUAACAUCUUUGUGUCUGUAUAAAUUACUAUUGGGUCUUUUUUAAAUAUAAAGAAAACAAAGCAGUUCUACCCACACAUGUAAUCCCUAUUGAAAUAAUGUUAUCAAUUUAAUGAUAAAACAAGAAAAGUAAAAUUCCCAUCACCUCACCUACCUUUUAUUCAACUAGCUAAAGCUAAUCACAGUUGGCAGUGCUUUGCUUUUUAACUUUUUUAUUACAUUUUUGUUUUGUCUGUAUGUGCAUGCGUGUGUGUAGAGGUCAGAGGACAAUUGCUGGGGUCCAUUCUCUACUUACACCACGUGGGUCCCUGGGAAUCAAGUUCAGGUCAUCAGGCUUUAUAACCAGAGCCUUUACCUGCUGAGCUGACCCUUUGGUCCCCUCUUAGUUCUCCUGAAGGAAAGACUGCAGUGUGACUGUGCAGUCAUUGCCUUCCCUUUGUGGAUUCUUAAUGUAUAGUAUAUGAAAUAAAUGCUUUCAUAUGAGAGAGAGAGAGAGAGAGAGAGAGAGAGAGAGAGAGAGAGAGAGAGAGAGAGAGAGAGAGAGAGAGAGAGAGAGCAUGCGCACUGUGCCCCCAGAGUCCAGGGGAGAGUGUUGGAUCCCUUGGGGCUGGAGUUACAGGUGGUUGUGAGCUGCUAGUGUGGGCACUGGGAAAUGGCACUUGGGUCCUCUGGAAGUGGAAGGAAGUUCUCAUACUUCGUGUGUAACUGAGAGUGACUUUGAGCUCCUAACCCUUCUGGCUCCACCUACUGCACCUGGCUUUUCAGUGUGUCUUGAAGGCCAUUCCAUUUCAUACAUGUCAAUCUACCUCGUGUUUUAAAUGGCUAUUUUGUAUUCCAUCAUCUGUAUAUAUAAACUAGUUCCGCACUGAGAAGCACGCAAGCUGUUUUUAUGGCUUUAUUGUUAUCAACUAUUAAGCACUGUCUUUCCUUACAGUACUUGCUGUUGAACAAGUAUUUCAGUUGCUAAGUUUCUAGGAGUUAGACCACUAGGCUUUUGUACAUUUCAGUCUUGAUAAAAAGACCAAAUUGCUUCAAUAAAGUUGAACUUGCUUUUAGGCUUAUUUAUCUCAAA